This is a messenger RNA of Gongylonema pulchrum, 444 nucleotides long. Lineage: Eukaryota; Metazoa; Nematoda; Chromadorea; Rhabditida; Gongylonematidae. The record is from the annotation of a GenBank genome assembly.
UUGAUUUCGCUUGCAUACGGACAGAUCGGGAUGAUCCAAGCUUCUGCCGGAUUUUUUACGUAUUUCUGGAUUAUGGCCGAUAAUGGUUUCUACCCGAGUCGCCUAAUACAGCUGCGUGCACAGUGGGAUUCACGUGCGUUCAAUUCGCUGGAAGAUUCGUAUGGUCAAGAAUGGACAUAUGCGAACCGAAAAAUCCUGGAAUACACAUGUCAGACAGCGUACUUCGUUUCGAUUGUCGUGGUUCAGUGGGCCGAUCUGAUCAUUUCGAAGACGAGACGAAACUCACUGGUGCAGCAAGGAAUGAGUAACUGGACACUCAAUUUUGGCCUCGUUUUUGAGACCAUUCUUGCUGCUUUCAUGUGCUACUGCCCGGGACUUGACAAGGGUCUUCGCAUGUAUGGCCUCAGGUUUGUUUCACUUUCUCAUCCUACUGGCGUGUUUUAG